CGAAGUUUGACCGGUUAAUCAGUUUUGUGCCGCAAAUGAAGUUGGUACAACGUACGGAGGAGGUGAAUUUAUAAAAAAAAUUGACUGCAAAGUUCGCUUAAUAUUUCCCGAAACAGUUCGUUUUAAUUUAUGUCAUUGACGUUCAAUUGCGCGGAAUUUCCGAGCGGUUAAACAAUAAAAUUUUUACUGAUUAACUGUUCACACUGUUAAACGAUAAAUCUUUAAAACUCAAUUAAAUAAUCAAAAUGCAUAUUUUUUAGCAGUGAAAAAAACAGUUUCUGUUGAAGUUUGUGAAUAUUUUAAAGGACAUCGAAGGAGCAUUUGGAUUGAGGUUUCCGUUAAAGUUGCUCUGAUUUAUUGACUGUGCUCGGAAAGUAUGGAUGAAUAGAAAAGAGUCAUAAACGCUUUGCAUAUCCAAUUCAGAAAAGAGAAUAAUUUCAGAAUUAUAUUGAAUAAAAACGUGCAUUAUAAAAGUACCCGAAACAAAAAUUACUAUAAAUAAAAUUUUAAAUUGGAAAAACACGAAAAUCGCAUCGAUCGAGUUUGAAUUUAUUGCUGUAUUUACUUUAUAUUAAAAUGGUUUGCAAGUGUGCACAGCAGGCCGCAAUAAUGAAAUGGCGACUUGCGGUGAUAUAUCGAUGAUCUCACCACCAUCGUCUUCCAUUUCGAACGGCCAAGAUCCUUUUGGACAGUUGCCGCCGCUGCCACCGCCAUUGCGUUCUACACAAGUACUUCAACCGUUGACGGUUUUUCCAGUGUCCAAUUUGAGUGAAGAUUCUUACGAUUAUGUUUUUGGUGGUCGACGUAAGACCCCGCCUGCAACCACAACACUUAAGCUGACCUCACCUCCGAUACGACUGCGUCCACAAGAUACUUGCAAUCGUGGUGGUAACAUAAUUAACGGCCGUUUUUAUCGUCAUUCAUUCAGUUAUGCCCCGAAACGUUCGAGGCACGUGAACAGCGAACGUGACGCAAAUCGUGAAUCUAGAUUGAGAUGUCAUGGCGAGGAUGAAGCAACCCUGCGGCAAUUGCUUCUCGAUUUGCAAAAGCAAGUUAGCGUGAUGAGCAUGAAUUUAUCAGCGAAACUAGAUGAGCUUCAAAGAGGCGAUCGACACUUGGAGACGACAGUCGCCUUGUGCGAAAUACGUACACAACUGCAGGAGCUGACAAAAUCCGUUGAGAGUUGUCAGAGUGAAGUAUCCGAGGUUAAACGUGACAUGGUCGCAAUUAAACACGAAUUGGACACAGUGCAGCAAGUCAAGGAGGAAAUUGAGGAGCUGCGCGAAUAUGUCGACAGACUGGAAGAACACACGCACAGACGGAAGCUAAGACUUUUAGAACAAGGUCUAACGUUUUUCCUAACAUACGCGAUAUUCUCGGCGGUAUUGGGUAUGCUACAGUUUGGCUACAAUACUGGAGUGAUAAAUGCACCUGAGAAAAACAUUGAAAAUUUCAUGAAAGAUGUAUACAAGGAUCGCUAUGGCGAAGAUAUUAGCGAAGAAAUCAUACAACAGCUGUACUCCGUGGCGGUGUCGAUAUUCGCCAUUGGAGGCAUGUUGGGAGGUUUCAGCGGCGGUUGGAUGGCUAACCGCUUUGGCAGAAAAGGAGGCUUAUUAUUAAACAAUGUAGUUGGCAUAUCUGGUGCGUGCCUGAUGGGUUUCACGAAAGUGAGCCAUUCUUAUGAAAUGCUAUUCCUGGGUCGAUUGAUCAUUGGUAUAAACUGCGGACUCAACACAUCAUUGGUGCCAAUGUAUAUCUCUGAAAUAGCGCCACUUAAUUUACGUGGUGGCCUCGGUACUGUGAAUCAAUUGGCUGUGACUGUAGGUUUACUAUUAUCCCAAGUAUUGGGUAUAGAACAAAUUUUAGGAACUAAUGAUGGCUGGCCAGUAUUACUUGGUCUAGCCGUUUGUCCAGCAUUAUUGCAAUUAUUAUUACUGCCGGUUUGCCCAGAAUCACCAAGAUAUUUGCUCAUAACAAAACAGUGGGAAGAAGAAGCACGAAAAGCCCUGCGUAGAUUGCGUGCAACGAACGAUGUAGAGGAGGACAUCGAAGAGAUGCGCGCUGAGGAGCGUGCUGAACAAUCUGAAGCCCACAUGACUACAAUAGAAUUAAUAUGUUCAAAAACAUUGCGGCAGCCAUUAAUAAUCGCUAUAGUUAUGCAGCUAAGUCAGCAGCUCAGCGGUAUAAAUGCAGUAUUCUAUUACUCCACAGCUCUCUUUAUGAGUUCCGGCUUGACUGAGGAAAGUGCUAAAUUUGCCACAAUGGGCAUUGGCGCAAUUAUGGUUGUUAUGACUUUGGUCUCCAUACCACUUAUGGAUCGCACAGGUCGUCGCACACUACACCUAUACGGGUUAGGUGGCAUGUUCAUAUUCUCCAUUUUCAUCACGAUAUCAUUCCUUAUAAAGGAAAUGAUCGACUGGAUGUCAUAUCUCUCGGUUGUGGCAACACUUGGAUUUGUUGUAUUCUUUGCCGUUGGUCCCGGUUCCAUACCAUGGAUGAUAACAGCGGAGCUGUUCUCUCAAGGACCACGACCAAGUGCAAUGGCAAUUGCCGUGUUUGUCAACUGGUUAGCAAACUUCGUAGUUGGUAUCGGUUUCCCCAGUAUGAAGAAUGCUCUGGAAAACUACACGUUCUUGCCAUUUAGCGUAUUCUUAGCCAUAUUCUGGAUAUUCACCUAUAAAAGGGUUCCUGAGACCAAAAACAAAACGUUUGAAGAGAUUCUAGCAAUGUUCAAGACUGAAAAUGGAAGGAGUAUGCUAAACUGUACAAAUAGUUUGGAGCCCCAAAGUAUGAAUUCCGGCAUCGAGCAUGCCGCAUUGAUGGUAUCUGAGGAAAAGACCCAACACGAUUCACCUGCAUCCGAGCGUUGUUUAGAAGGCGGCCGAAAUAUACACCAGGGCCGGAACGUUGCCUCUGUGCCCCAUCACCUUCGUCAGCAAGUACCUGUUUGCCAGAGCAGCGGGCCUUGACUGAGGAACGCCUCCCCUCCUGAAACUGCCAGUGUGCAUUCCAACGCUGAACAGCAACAAUACAAACAGCAGUACCAGCAACAACAUCACCAUCAUCACGUACAUUGUAGCUAUGAAAAAGAUAUUGUAUGUGAUGAUAUACAAAUGCACCAGCAACAGCACCAGCAGCCACAGCAGCAACAUCCACAACAACAACAGCAUGAUGAGCAACAUACGCACUGCCACGCAUAUGCAUAUUCGGACCACAGCCAAUUGCAAGCAAAGCAAUCAGCAUCACUUCAAUCCACUUCGACACCACAUCGGCAGCAGCAGCACCGCAAGCACAGUCAUAGCCCACAUCAUAGUCGUCAUACUUCACCACAUAGUCAUCAUUCGCACAGUUUGCACUCGUCACCGCAUCAGUCGCAUCAUCAUAUGCACGAACGGCUUGACAAUGAAACAGAUUCGCUUUCACACCCGCAAACGGCACGCCCCUCGACACAAUCAUCAACAUCGCACGCGACGCAUCAUCAUCAUCAUCGUCGCAAGCGCAAGCACCACAAUCAUCAUCAUCAUCAUACCAGUGGUGGUGCUGGUAGUGGUGGUGGCGGUGGCGGUGGAAGCGGUAACUCAAGCUCGCAUGGCACACAUGGACAUUCUCAUAAGCAACAGCACAGCACACACCAAGGACAUCAUAGUUGUUCACGUCGACACCGUUCUGCCACUGACAUUUCAAGCACCUCGAUUAAUACUUGUCACGAUCCAAGCUGCAUUGAUCGGGAAGUUCAGGAAAUAUUUGUCCAUAAAAGUUGCUGUAAUUCUUCACGUACAGAGUUGGCUCAGUACUUUGCCGAAGAUCUCUAUGGCACCUCUCGACGACCAUCUUCUUGCUGCACUUCAUCCGAUUAUUGCUACCAAACGGAUUCAACAAGCUUGUAUGGCUCUCGUUCAUCUCUGAGUCGUAACAACUCUAUUAAGUCAGCUUCGAUGGCUAUGAGAAAGAGACGAAUGCACCAACGUCAGCCAAGUUAUACUUCAAUAUCAUUGCGUGGCUUAAACGCUAGCCGACCAAACAGUCAAUUAGGUUCACUGACCUCUAUGUUCGACCGCGCGAAGCAAGUAAAUGCACCUGAUGGCGAACAGUUAAGUAGUAAAGUUGUUGUGUCUCCAUCUAAGGUAACAAUAGAGCGACAAACAUCAAAAGAUGCUUUGAGCAAUGAUUUACCCGAAUACGCCUGCUCUCCUUCUCCAAUACGGUGGAGUUUCUUAGCUGAUGGUAAGUCUCCAACUGAAUUUGAUGGUGCAAGUGGUGCUGAAUCCAAAGACAUAUGGAAAAUCGAAGCACAUGAGCAUGAACAGAAGUACCCGCAUGAACACAGCCAGCAUGAACGUCAACGAUAUGAAUCUAAGCACCAGCACCAGCACCAGCAUCAGCACCGCAGUUGGAAACAUAGUGACGAUCGUCCUAGCACAUCUACUGGCAUACGAAAAUGCAAAGACGGUACUUUCAGCUGUGAUUUCGAGGAGUCCACAACAGUACUGUUCCAUCAGGAAGCGGAGGCAUAUAACAAUUGCUGCAGUAACUAUGUUCAAUGCAAUACGUACCUAGAUCAGGAUUUGCAAAUAACAAGCGAAGAUAUACAUCAAUAUCUUUCAAAAGGCAACCAGAUUCCUGGUGACAUACUUAAUAAUUCCAAGAACUAUCCCUUUCAACCAAGCAACGCUUUAGAGUUUCAAUACAAAAACAAUUUUGCUAACAACAACAACGGCACAAUGUCAUCGGAAGGAGGUGACAGUACGCGUACGUUCGACGAUCGUUUUCGUCGCAAUUCAAGCAAAGAAACAAACUUGAAUCAGAACACCAGCUGCGCAGAGCCUGGUGCAAAUGGUACGUGUGCAAACUCUACAUGUGGUAACAACACACCUCUCUCACCCACAAACAUAAAUCUUUCAUCAAGUACCAACAACAUCAACAUUGUAUUCGGUACAAGUUCCACCACUUGUAUGGAACAAAAUGCAAAUGAGGUGAAGUUUAUAAACACAGCACGCGAAAAUGCAAUGUUAGCUGAGGUACAGCAUUCGGGUUAUCUGCCUUAUGCCUAUCCGAGCUACGACUACACAAACAUGUCGACAAAUUCAGUUUUCGAUAAACCAAUUGGAAUUGAUGAAUUGCCUAAGGAGUUUGGUGGCAGCACUGAGGCAGCUGCCGCAACUGGUUCUUCGAGCACCACUGCCAGUGAUGAACAUUCUUCAGACUUGCAGUCACCCGCACCAAUGGGAGCAUCAUUUGAAUCAUUCGAUGCACCGUCAGAUCACAACCUGCUUUCACAUCGCGGCAGUUGCCAGUUCUCGCCACCAAUUCGUUCACCGCUUUCGCCAGGAUCGCCGGCUGCUUCGUCAAUGUCUUCAAUUAAUCCAGCAGCUGCAUCCUAUGUUCAUCAUACUCACCACACUCACCACUACCACAAUCAAUAUCACCAUCAUCACUUCACAGAUAACUCAAAAAUUGGCAACGCUUUCAAGAGGGUGCGCAAGCGUGCACGCAAAUACACAGACUUUUUGCGCAAAAAAUAAAAAUAUAAAAACGUGAAUUUCUAAGAAAGUAGUUUCUAAAACUAAACUGCCACAUAUUUUUCAAUUUUACAUAGAUUCACCAUAUUUUGGAAGUCGUUAUGUGGUUGUAUCGCUUAAUAAAAACCAAAACAAAAAAGCGGACCAGCUUUAGAAUACCAACAGCAAUUACGAUAGCCAACUAAAAAUCAUUUGGAAGAGCAAACCAAGCAAUCAAAUCUCAUCCUCAUCUACAUCCACAUCCUCAUCCAAACAAAACAUUGUAAUGUCAAGAUUUGCAAAAGUAUUAGAUCGAAGAAAGGUAACACAUAUGGGAGCAUUCAGCAUUAGGCGACUUAGUUCCCAUUUAAUCCUGCUAAGCAAUAUUAGCUAAAAUUAUUAUAAAUACCUAAUUAAUUUAUAAAUGAGAAAUUUAUUGAAAAGCACUGAGAUAUAUAAAAAUAUAUUAUAUGUUAUUUUGUUCACUGCCAAAAACGAAAUCUGGCAACGCUGCUGUUCAGGCCAAAUGGCGUUGCCAACUAGGAAAGCAAAAAAUGCUGGUGUAAAAAUAAAAACAAAUAUGCAACUUAAGUAAUUAAUUGAUUAAUUUACGUAAUUAAUGUA
Teleopsis dalmanni is the source of this 6122-nucleotide messenger RNA. It is a transcript of the gene Glut1, whose product is annotated as glucose transporter type 1. Gene Ontology annotation, biological process: monosaccharide transmembrane transport. NCBI's taxonomy places the organism in Eukaryota, Metazoa, Arthropoda, Insecta, Diptera, Diopsidae. The record is from RefSeq and is a predicted model, not a curated record. Gene Ontology annotation, cellular component: membrane. Gene Ontology annotation, molecular function: hexose transmembrane transporter activity. The transcript is spliced from 17 exons.